CUGGACCCCCCGUCUCUCUCGUUUCAUUUCUCUGCGCUUCGUAUCCUCUCCCGCGUCGUUUCCUUCGCCGACGACAAAUACAACGACCAUUACUUGCUAAUUUUUUACGAUCUAAUCGUUGCAAUUUUUUACGCUCUUUAUUUGUCUCAUUUUUUUUUUUUGUUGGUUUUUCUCUCUAGGCUUCAGCAGCCUCGUUAAUUCCGAAGAUCGAUUUCUUUGAACUACCGUUUCUUUUAGAUCCCAAUAGUACUCUUCAAUUCUUUUUUACUCUCACCUAUUUCUGUUUUUUUUUUUUCAAAUAAUCUCUCAUUCGCGUUCUUGAUCUUUCGGUGCUUUUUGCCGAUUGAUUCUUUGAACAUGUCGGGUCCUAUUGAUCGUUUCGCAAGGCCUUGUUUUGAAGGUAUUGCUAGUAAUGAUGAAAAGAAAGAUAGGAAAUCGGAUUUCGAAAUCUCUGAAGAUGACAAGAAGACUAGAAUUGGGAAUCUUAAGAAGAAAGCGAUGAAGGCAUCAAGUAAAUUCAGACGUACUCUUAAGAAGAAAAGUCGUAGGAGGAAAAGUGACCUAUCUGUUUCGAUUAAAGAUUUUCGAGAUAUUGAGGAGUUGCAGACUGUUGAUGCUUUCCGUCAGGCAUUAAUCUCGGAGGAGUUGCUUCCUGCUAGGCAUGAUGAUUACCAUAUGCUACUAAGAUUCUUAAAAGCAAGGAACUUUGAUAUCGAAAAAGCGAAGCACAUGUGGGAUAAUAUGAUCCAAUGGAGGAAAGAAUUUGGUGCUGAUACUAUUUUGGAGGAUUUUGAGCUCAAUGAGUUGAAUGAAGUUUUGAAGUACUACCCUCAAGGUUAUCAUGGGGUGGAUAAGGAAGGAAGACCUGUUUACAUUGAAUUGUUAGGAAAAGUUGAACCUGACAAGCUCAUGCGAGUGACAACUUUGGAAAGAUAUGUAAGAUACCAUGUUCAGGAAAUUGAAAAGUGUUUUGCAACUAAGUUUCCAGCUUGCUCCAUUGCUGCAAAGAGACACAUAGAUUCUGGCACAACUAUUUUGGAUGUUCAAGGCAUGGGUUAUAAUGUGUUUAGCAAGUCUGCACAAGAUCUUGUGAAGCGGCUGCAAAAGAUUGAUGGUGAUAACUAUCCUGAGACUCUUUACCGAAUGUUCAUCGUCAAUGCUGGUCCUGGUUUUAAGAUGGGCUUGAAAGCUGUCAAAUCUUUUCUUGAUUCCAAAACAGCUAGUAAGAUUUCUGUUCUUGGUACAAACUACCAGAAUAAGUUGCUUGAAAUUAUUGAUGCUAGUGAGUUGCCACAAUUUCUGGGAGGUAGCUGCACCUGUGCUGAUCAGGGAGGUUGUAUGAGAUCAGACAAAGGCCCCUGGAAUGACCCCCAUAUAUUAAAGAUGAUUGCCAAUCGUGAAGCACUAUUUUCCAGACAGAUUGUGACAGUUUCAAACGGUGAAGGAAGUGUAAUUGCGUAUGAUAAGCCAUGUUAUCCUGUGAUAAAGAGUAGUGACACAUCUGCAGCUGAGUCAGGAUCUGAAGCGGAAGAAAUUGCUUCUCCUAAGGCAACUAGAAGCAAUUUACAUCCAAUAUUGGCUCCUGUUAGCGAAGAGGCUAGAAUGGCUGGUAGGGGGAUCUCUGCUGGUGGUUCGUCUGAGUAUGAUGAAUAUGUGCCCAUGAUUGACAAGGUUGUAGAUUCGGAAUGUGAGAUUCAAGUGUCCCAUCAGAGUCCGUAUAUUUCUAAAGGGACUCCUCUGCUGCUGGUAGAGCAAACUCCCAAAGGAAUCUAUGGUCAUAUCGUUGCUGUGGUUAUAGCUUUCUUGACCUUUUUUACUCUUAUCCGAACAAUGGUGUUGCAUCUGAUGAAGAAGCAGAGUAUAACUGAUUUGACAUGUAGCAUUCCUGACCAGCAUGUUGAACCGACAUACAAGGAGGAAACUCGUCCCCCUUCACCUGCUCCUAGGUUUACCGAGGCAGACCUCCUGUCAUCUGUCUUAAGAAGGCUGGGUGAUCUAGAAGAGAAGGUUGAGAUGCUACAGUCAAAAAGAUUUGAGAUGCCUCAUGAGAAAGAGGAGUUGUUGAAUGGUGCUGUUUAUCGUGUGGAUGCAUUAGAAGCAGAGCUAAUUGCUACGAAAAAGGCUCUUCAUGAAGCUUUAAUACGGCAGGAAGAACUCCUUGCAUAUAUAGAUCGUCAAGAAGAGGCCAAGUCUCGGAAAAAGAAGUUAUUUUGCUGGUGAGAUGACCAAAAAGAAGGCAGAAUUUCGAUCAGCAUUCAAUACUUACUAUACUCAAGAUGGAUAAAAAACUUUCUUAUGUAUUGCCGGUGAUGUAUCACAGUCACAAACGGAAAUGCGAUGUAAAUAAAAUACCAUACACAUGCGCAUAAUGGUUGUCCUUUGGACUGUAUUUGGACUUGGAGUGAUGCCUGGUUAUUGUUUUUCGGGUUUAUCGCAUAUUCUGAAUGUCGUAAUACAUUAAAUAGUGUUUUCCCUUCUUA
Messenger RNA from Durio zibethinus, 2480 nucleotides. Its product is annotated as phosphatidylinositol/phosphatidylcholine transfer protein SFH8-like. NCBI's taxonomy places the organism in Eukaryota, Viridiplantae, Streptophyta, Magnoliopsida, Malvales, Malvaceae. The record is from RefSeq and is a predicted model, not a curated record.